This is a messenger RNA of Clupea harengus (Atlantic herring), 2851 nucleotides long. RefSeq names its product chromatin target of PRMT1a (gene chtopa). The record is from RefSeq and is a predicted model, not a curated record. Lineage: Eukaryota; Metazoa; Chordata; Actinopteri; Clupeiformes; Clupeidae.
UAGCACCAUUUUGUUUUGAAUGGGAGGAAAGGCAGCUGGACAACGCAACAGUCUAGAUUUUCAGUCAACAACCAACUUCGCCUCUCUGUUAUUAUUACUACUCCUCAUAAAAUAACGCCAACGAAGGAACAACAUUCGUUUGUUUUGUUUGCUGGCAACGCAUUGUUUUUUCGAUAUCGUUCAGAUAGCUAGUGAUAAGUGGCUCAACGUUAGCCAAAUACUUUGACACUCCUAUCCCAAACAGGUCACGUCUCAACGGUUUCCUUUAGAACAUUCUGACACGAAUCUCCCAGCAAGAUCGAAGCUAAAAUGAGUGCUCCGUCAACUCAAAAAGUCGUGCUGAAAAGCACCACCAAGGUGUCCCUGAACGAGCGGUGAGGCGCUACGCACCCCGACAGCUUUUAACUGACGGCCAGAAGGGAGAGAGCGAACACACCUAGAGAUACAUAGAAAGCCGCGGCAAGAUGGCCUACUUUGGAAGUCACAGAAGGGCCAUACCAGACCUGUCAUGGACGCUAGAGUGUGUGCCUCUUGAGCACUGCUUAAACAAGACGACCCGUGGCCACGGGUGGUCUAGUCAUGUAGAAAAAUGCUUAUUGGUAAAGGAUGAUUGGUAAAGCUGUAUGGCUUUGGUAUGGCUAUAGAUCAGCUUGGCACCUCUCGCGGAGGCAGUGCACACCUAAGUGUGAUGAGAGAGGGUGAUGGGGAUAUGGUGACAUGAGCUUCACAACCAUGCUGAAGACCAAGCAGCCCACUGCGGUGAGCAUCCGCGCCAGCCUGCAGCAACAGCACAUGGCAAGCGCCCGCAACCGACGCCUGGCGCAGCAGAUGGAGAACCGGCCAUCCGUGCAGGCCGCCCUCCACCACAAGCAGGUGGGUCGCCCACAGAGCCUAAAGCAGCGUCUGGGGAAGAGCAACAUCCAGGCGCGGUUGGGCCGGCCGGUGGGGGCCCUGAUGAUGCGCGGAGCGGUGGGGGGUCGGGGCUUCCCCAUGGGGGGCAUGAGAGGAGCAAUGCGCGGAGGAAUGAGGGGCCGCGGGGGCCGAGGGGCCGGCAUGAGGGGAGCCCUCGCCUUCAGAGGCAUGGGCAUGGGCAUAGGGCAGAUGCGAGGCCGGGGUGGCCCAGGGCGACUCGGCCUGAGGAGGGGCAUGCGCCAGCGAGGGGGAGGACCUGGCAGAGGUGGGCCUCUCAUGGGCCGCGGAGCAGGAAGAGGAAUGGCUGGACCCCGAGGUCGAGGACGCGGAGGCAUGAUGCGCGGUCGCGGGGGAUUCGCCGGCAGGGGCCGCGGACGGGGGAGAGGCCGAGCCCCCGGACGUUCGCAGGUGACACGGGAGCAGCUGGACAACCAGCUGGACGCCUACAUGUCCAAGACCAAAGGCCACCUGGACGCGGAGCUGGACGCUUACAUGGCCCAGGCGGAGGCUGAGGGCAUGGAGUGACCCGACCCGACCCGACCCGUCACUCUUCCCAAAGCAAGGCUCGUCUACAGCGAGAGCAGAGCUAAACGGAGCUGCAGAAAUAAUUACAGACUUGACAUGAAGAUGAUUUUUGUAUUAUAUCUGAAACUGACACACACACAUGUACAGACACACACGUACAGACAGACACACACACACGUACAGACACACAUACGUACAAACACACACACACACAUACAGACACACACGUACAGACACACUGAGGUGUCUGACCAUGCUGAUGUGGCUCAGCUCGGCAUGUCUGGGACGGACAGCACACAGGCAUGCAAAGUAAUCAGAAUCAGACGAUUCGUCAAAACGCAUUGGAUUCCACUGUUUCCACUGGCUAUGCUGUUAGGCACAGGUUACACUAAAUGAAAGAAGAAGAAAAAAAGCUAUUUGUAUGUACAAAUUUCUUUUGAAUGUUUUCCUGGACCUUAGAAAGGACUGAAUUGGUUACUGUGUAUCUGUUGACCUUUAUGACCUGUAUGACCUAUGACCUGUAACUAAGAGGGGCAGUGUGCUUCCCUCGUCCUGCGCCACUCAAAGCAGAUUUCCUUUUUCUUUAUUUUCUUUUUGGUUUGUUGGUAAUAAACUACUGAGUAUUUGGUUUCAGGACUCCAGGAGCUUCACAGUUAGAUACAAUUGUUAUGUUUAAAUAUAUUAUGACUCUACAGAAUGCUGUAGAUUUCUAUCAUUUCAUCGUUUAUUUUGGCUUGCUAAAUCUUUCAGAAUCACUGAGCAUUAACAAAACCCUUAAACAGAAGGAAGAAAACAUUACCUGGUAUAUAGAGGUUUGUGUUAGCAUUUUCUUUAACCUAACUGGCCUAGCAGGAUGCUUUUUGGUAUAGUUUACAAGACUAAUGAUUUGAAGAUAAAAUGUUUAGGUGUAUGAUGCAGUUUAAAAUCCCUGAUUAGCACGGUGGUUUGGCUACAUGUAUAGUUCUGCUGUGGCUGAGGGGACUGUUACAGAGGAUCACUCUGUGAUAUCACGCUGGUUGCUUUGGAUGUCAAGACCUGCCAUCCCAGACCUCCCAUUUUUCCUGCCAGGCCCCUCCUGUUUGUUCAUGUUUACACAACUUUUUAUUUGUUAUGAUUUUACAUGUGGUGUCUUACAUGUGGAGCACCGAUCAAAUGAAGUAAAAACAAAGUUGAACAAUAGUAUCAGAAGAAGACCGUUUUUGGAUGUUAUUUUUAUUUUACUGACCAAUGAAGGCUACAACCACUCAUAAAUGUGUUUGAUGGGCGACCCACGCAAAUGCCUGUAUGCCUUCAGAUGACACUGCCAAGUCCGCUCAAGGCGCCGGAGCAGCUUCGUCCUGGCACCUCGGAAUCGCUGUGGGAUCUUUUAUUGUUAAAAAUCAAAUAUUAAAGAGUUUGGUUCGGCACACUAAAA